This is a messenger RNA of Cuculus canorus (common cuckoo), 786 nucleotides long. RefSeq names its product proline-rich protein HaeIII subfamily 1-like. The coding region runs from base 1 to 786 and encodes 261 amino acids. Lineage: Eukaryota; Metazoa; Chordata; Aves; Cuculiformes; Cuculidae. The record is from RefSeq and is a predicted model, not a curated record. The transcript has a single exon.
AUGCUGCGGCGGAGAGCGCGGCGCCGCCUCCCGGCUCCGGCUACGGCUGCGGGGCGGCCGCCAUGCCGCGGGACCCGCGCCCGGAUCGGCACAAACUGCGGCGCGGAGAAGGAGCGGGAGCCGCUGCCGGGAGGGGGAGGCGCCGCGGGCGGGGACGGGGCCGCCCCGCUGCUCCGGGGAACCGCCCCCCACCCCGCUGCUCCGCGGGACCGCCCCCCGCCCCGCUGCUCCGCGGGACCGCCCCCCGCCCCGCCCCGGGACCGCGCGGGACCGCCGAGCCCCCCGUGCUCCGGGCAGCGCCCCCCGCGCCGCCUGCGGGCACCGCCCCGCCGCAGGGACCGCGCUGUCCCGCGGAUCCCCCCUGCCCAGCGUGCGGGGACCCCUGCCUGCGGAGACCCCGCUGUCCCGGGGAGCCGCCCCCUGCCCCGCGGAUCCCCCUCCCGGCUGCGGGGACUCCUUUGUCCCGCGGAUCCCCCCCGGUCCCGCGGACCCCCUCUGCCCUGCGGGUCUCUCCCUGCCCAGCGUGCGGAGACCCUCCUACCCGGCGGAUCUUCCCCCACCUACGGAGACCACCCCCCACCCCACGUAUCCCCUCCAUCCCGCUUGCGGGGACUCCUCCGCCUCGCGGAUCCCCCCUUUCCCCGCGGAUCCCCCUUAACCCGCGGAUCCCCUACCCCGCGGAUUCCCCCCCUUACCCCGCCGAUACCCCAUUGCCCCGCAGAUCCCCCUUUGCCCCGCGGAUUCCCCCUUUUGCCCCACCGAUCCCCCCUUGCCCCACAGUCCUAA